This is a messenger RNA of Betta splendens (Siamese fighting fish), 2722 nucleotides long. RefSeq names its product extracellular calcium-sensing receptor. The record is from RefSeq and is a predicted model, not a curated record. The transcript is spliced from 5 exons. Gene Ontology annotation, biological process: G protein-coupled receptor signaling pathway. Gene Ontology annotation, molecular function: G protein-coupled receptor activity. Gene Ontology annotation, cellular component: membrane. Lineage: Eukaryota; Metazoa; Chordata; Actinopteri; Anabantiformes; Osphronemidae. Bases 1 to 2691 code for a protein of 896 amino acids.
AUGCUGCUGAGAGCAGCUCUGCUUCUUCUCCCCCUUGUGGCUGUCAGAGGGGGGGGAGCUGUGUGUCGAACAUAUGAGACUAAAGAACUAUCCCAGUUUUCUAAGGAAGGAGACAUCAACAUUGGAGGCAUUUUCUCUUUCCAUCAGAGGCCAGUCAGUGCAAAUCCAACUUUCCAAGUCAACCCAGAAACGAUUCAUUGUGAAGGACUGGACCCAGGGGAACUUCAGUAUGCAUACACUAUGAUGUUUGCCAUAGAAGAGAUCAACAAUAGCUCAGAGUUGCUGCCAGGAGUGAUGCUGGGCUACAGGAUCUUUGACUCCUGCCCCAGUCUACCUCUUUCUAUUAGAGCUUCAUUGAACCUGAUGAACAGGUAUAAAAGUGGAGUUGGAAGUUGUAACUCACUAUCUAAUGUGCAUGCUGUCAUUGGUGAGACCACAACCACCUCUACGAUUGGUAUCGCUCACACCCUGGGACCCUUCCAUAUACCUGUGAUCAGUCACUCGGCUACUUGUGCAUGUCUUAGCAACAGGAGAGACUUCUCUUCUUUCUUCAGAACCAUACCUAGCGAUAUUCACCAGAGCAAAGCUUUGGCAAAGCUGGUGAAGCACUUUGGCUGGACCUGGGUGGGGGCAAUCAGAACUAACAGUGACUAUGGGAACGAUGGGAUGACCACUUUCCUGGAAGCGGCUGAGAAGGAAGGUGUGUGCAUUGAGUACUCAGUGGCUAUUUACAGAACAGAUCCCAGGAAGUGGUUUUUAGAGGUUGUGGAAAUUAUAAAGAAAUCUACCUCUAAGGUGAUAGUAGCAUUUGCUGAUGGUACAGACCUUGAUAUUCUUUUCAAAGAGCUUUAUGCUCAGAAUGUGACAGGCCUGCAGUGGGUUGGAAGUGAGGGCUGGAUCACAUAUCGCUACAUUGCCUCACCAAUUAACUACGCUGUAGUGCAGGGAGCAGUAGGCUUCGCGGCGCUCAGUGCUCAACUCCCUGGACUGCAGGCGUUCCUGGCAAACAGCAGGCCCUCCAGCACACCAGGUAACCAGGGACUGGUGGAGCUGUGGGAGACUGUGUUCAACUGCACCCUGGCUCCCAAAACACAGACUCAGCCUCGUGGUUCAUUCAGAGUCUGUGAUGGGACAGAAUCCCUGUGGGACAAAACGACACGCUUCACGGAUGUUUCAGACUCCAGCCUGCUGAAUAAUGUUUACAAGGCCACAUAUGCUAUAGGCCACGCGCUGGACUUGCUGUUUGCCUGCAGAAAUGGAAAGGGCCCAUUUGAAAAUUGUUCUUGUGCUGACAGGGAUAAUGUCCAACCGUGGCAGGUGCUACAUUAUCUGACAAAGGUUAAUUUCACCACUAAAACUGGUGAAAACGUGUUUUUUGAUGAUUUUGGUGACACUGUGGCACGUUAUGCACUGGUGAACUGGCAGAGAAACAAUGCAGGUUAUAUCACCUUCCAGACUGUUGGAUAUUAUGACGUGACCCAGCCCAAUGGCCAGAAGUUUGAGAUGGUAGCUGAGUCGAAAGCCAUCUGGGCCGGUGAGCAACUGGAGGUACCAAGGUCUGUUUGCACCAAGACGUGCUUGCCAGGGACGCACCAGGCAUUUAUAAAGGGCAAGUCCAUCUGCUGUUUUGAUUGCAUCCCAUGUGCUGAUGGGGAGUUCAGCAACAGCACAAGUGAGCCAGCAGGACUGCUAGCUUUCACACUAGCACUCACUGGGUUUCUGUUGGGAAAGAUCGCUCUCAGCCUUUUUCUGAAGAUGUGCAUGGUAUACAGCCUGAACAUAUUUAUGUUUUCAGAUGCAGUAAAAUGUGACAAAUGCCCUCCUGAGUAUACGUCCAAUGAGGAGAGGAAUGACUGUGACUUGAAAGCUAUUGAGUUUCUCACCUUCAAGGAGUUUAUGAGUAUCAUAUUGCUGACCUUUUGUUUGGUGGGGGCCUGCCUGGCAAUAACUGCCGCUUUGAUAUUUUUUCAACACAGGCAAACUCCUAUUGUCAGGGCCAACAACUCUGAGCUGAGCUUCCUGCUGCUCUUCUCCUUGACUCUGUGCUUCCUGUGUUCUCUGACAUUCAUGGGUCGACCCUCUGAGUGGUCCUGCAUGCUGAGACACACAGCAUUUGGCAUCACCUUUGUCCUCUGUAUGUCUUGUGUUCUGGGGAAAACUGUGGUGGUGCUAAUGGCCUUCAGAGCUUCACUUCCAGGCAGUAAUGUGAUGAAAUGGUUUGGACCAACACAGCAGAGACUCAGUGUUCUGGUCUUCACUCUCAUACAGGUUGUAAUAUGUGUCCUGUGGCUGACAAUCAACCCUCCAUACCCAUAUAAAAAUAUGAACUACUAUAAAGAGAAGAUUAUCCUGGAGUGUGCCCUGGGGUCACCUGUUGGAUUCUGGGCUGUACUUGGCUACAUAGGUUUUUUGUCUCUCUUCUGUUUCGUUCUUGCUUUUCUUGCUCGGAAACUGCCUGAUAACUUUAAUGAGGCCAAGUUCAUCACCUUUAGUAUGUUGAUAUUCUGUGCAGUGUGGCUCACUUUUAUUCCAGCUUAUGUCAGCUCUCCUGGAAAGUUCACUGUAGCUGUGGAGAUAUUUGCUAUAUUAGCCUCCAGUUAUGGAAUGUUGUUUUGUAUUUUUUUGCCCAAGUGUUACAUUAUUCUAUUAAAACCUGAGAAUAAUACAAAAAAAUAUUUGAUGGGUAAAUAGACUGAACUGAGCACUAUGAAAUGUAUGUAAG